AUGCUGAUGGAAUGGACUCAGCUGCGCCCCGACCGACCGUUGUCUAAGCAGCACCUCAUGGACCAGCUAAGGUUUGUGAAAAGAACAAAAAAGAUUACCGACAUCGAAUUUGAUGAGAUAAAGGCUCGGCUCGGAAGGGACGGAUUGCUCGUGACGGCUGGCACUGACAACGCUGUGCCUGCGGAGCUGCCGGAGGCGAAUGCUUUGGGUGAGUCUGGUGCGUCGAUCCUGGUGCCUGGUUCGUGUGACGGCAUGGUGACUAGCCCAGACGUUGCUGAGGCCACCCACAUGCACAGUGAGUUGCUGGACGCUUCUGUUGAUGGUUUGCGUGGAGCUAGUCCUGACACCUCAGUUACAUCAGGUGGUUCGGGUGAUGGCACUGGCGCAGCAAUGCAAACUGGCACCAACGCUAGUGACACCCUGGGUGCGUUCGAGCCAGAUAGUACACCACUCUACGCCAAACUUGUUGAAAUCUACGAACAGUGCGGUGCAACUACUCCAGAGUCCAGGUCGAGCCUACCAGUACCUAGGCACGUGGCCAGGAAGUCUCUGGCCUCUGCCACUGCCCGUGUGAACAAGAUACUCCCUAGACUCCUGGAGUGUGACCGUGAGGUGCGAAAUGACACCACCUCGCUUGGCCAGAUCAGUGACAUGGUCUAUGCUGGGGCCAAGCUUGUACUCUCACUGCUGGAUAUCAAUACAGAUGGCACCCCUGACACAACUAGAGGAGAACGUUCCUUGCCUGCCUGGCGACAACGCCUUGAAAAACGUGUUUGUGCACUGAGGGCUGACGUCUCCCGGCUGACCAGCUUCCUGCGUGAUGGAUCCCUCUCUGACACCAACAUCAAGCAGCACAGGAUCCACCGGCAAUAUAAAGUCCAGACUUUGGAUCAGGCCCGCCAGCUACUGGAGCAUACGAAAAUGCAGCUAGAAGCAACAGCCGCACGGAUCCGGCGCUAUAAGCUAGAGGCAACACGCAGGUCGGAGAAUCGUGUUUUCGUCACGAAUGAGCGUCAGUUCUACCGCAAUAUGACCAAGUCUACGGAAAUGCCUGGGCAGCCACCUGUCGACCAGGCUGCUGCGCAUCCAUCGGCUGAGGCUGUUACUGAGUUCUGGUCAUCUAUACUGGAACAACCCGUGGAGCUGCGUGGCGGUGCUUGGCUUGAUAAUUUGGAGAGGGACUGUGAGGAGAUUCAACAACAAGACCGUGUCAUUCUUGAACUGGAGGACCUCAGGGACAUCUUGAAGAAAUCAAACAACUGGAAAGCCCCAGGACGGGACAAGAUCCAUGCAUUUUGGUGGAAGAAGUUUUCGUCUAUCCACGAGCGGCUUGUGGUCUCCUUUCAAUCAAUCCUGGAUGCAGAGACAGAGUCGCCGGCCUGGUUCUCGUUUGGUAUCACCACUCUACUGCCUAAGAAAGGAGACCUUUCUAGGCCCGAGAAUUAUCGCCCAAUAACAUGCCUGCCAACGAUUAGCAAGAUAUUCACAUCCUUACUCGCUGCUGCCAUGUGGCGCCAUCAAGAGUCCAUAACCCCCCAGAGUGUGCAACUCCAGGUUGGGGUCUGGCGCAACGAAAUCCAAACAUUCUCGAGCUAUCUACCAUGCUACGAACAUUCAAAGAAGAACGCAUUACUAUUCGUAAGCCUCCAGUUCGAGCGAUAA
Messenger RNA from Sycon ciliatum, 1662 nucleotides. RefSeq lists its product as uncharacterized. The coding region runs from base 1 to 1662 and encodes 553 amino acids. The transcript has a single exon. NCBI's taxonomy places the organism in Eukaryota, Metazoa, Porifera, Calcarea, Leucosolenida, Sycettidae. The record is from RefSeq and is a predicted model, not a curated record.